Messenger RNA from Pygocentrus nattereri (red-bellied piranha), 10593 nucleotides. RefSeq names its product phosphatidylinositol-binding clathrin assembly protein. The record is from RefSeq and is a predicted model, not a curated record. Bases 1386 to 3287 code for a protein of 633 amino acids. Gene Ontology annotation, biological process: synaptic vesicle budding from presynaptic endocytic zone membrane; clathrin coat assembly; clathrin-dependent endocytosis. The transcript is spliced from 21 exons. Gene Ontology annotation, molecular function: clathrin heavy chain binding; SNARE binding; 1-phosphatidylinositol binding. Gene Ontology annotation, cellular component: clathrin-coated pit; synaptic vesicle; extrinsic component of presynaptic endocytic zone membrane. Lineage: Eukaryota; Metazoa; Chordata; Actinopteri; Characiformes; Serrasalmidae.
AACCGGAAUAACGAAAAGCCGACAGUACGAAUGGUAUUGGAGGAGAGCUGACAAAAGCACUCCCCACCGCAAUUUUCGCCAGCUAUUGAUUUAAAGCCGCAGUUUUUUCUCUCUUCGCGGUACUACAGAUGGAUAAAAUUUUUGCCGGAGUCGGACGAGACGCUAGCUAACGUUAGCAUCCAGGGGCUAACCACUUUCAGUAGGAUUAGACGUGUAAACUGUAGCCAGGUUAGCUAGUUUUGGAUUGCAACUUGGCAAAAGCUUGACACUUUCAGCUGUUUCUGUCUCCGUGAUAGGCGGAUUUUCUGGUUAUGAGACGCCGUUUUUUAAUGCCGUAUUUGUCAGCGAACUGUGAAGAUAGCUACAGUCUUGGCUAGCCCGCCAGCUCACUUGUGGUCUUCAGCAACUUAACGUUACAGCUGUGAAAGAGUUUGGGACGGUCUGUCCAGACUGGCGAGCUUGCUAGUAAUCUGGAUAACCGACCUGAGAGCAAUUAGCCUACAAAUGCAACUCGUCUCAUCAGGUUAAGUUGUUAGUUAAACUCUUUAGACAUUUGGCUAACAUUACGGUGUAAAUAAAUGACUUCUUGCCAGGUAGGUUAAGUUAGUUCGUAUUUUUGUGAACAGAACAGAUUAACGUUAACCUACGUGACGGACGUUUUUGGGGUAAGGCUGGCUAGCCUGCUAAAGCGCUUAUCCUCUUUCAAGUUACUGGUGCUGAUUUAGUUUGAUGAUGUCUAUGCAUUUUUUUUCAUACCAGGAAAUCCAUGCCAGUUGCUAGCUAGCUAAUGUCUGUAGAUGACUAGAUCAUUUGUUGCUGAGAAAGAAAGGCAAACGGAUCUGUUUAAAUCGGCGUGCUUCGUCUUUCACGUUCUGCGUUAAGCUGUUUUUUUUCUCUUGUGUCUACGUGGUAUUUUCAUCAGUGUCCUCUGACCUGGAUUGACGGAUAGCUAGCUAUGUCAUUUUGUAAUGUUCCUAUAUGCUCAGAUUUCAGUAUAAGGACCUGUACUUGGUUUGAAUGUUGUUAUGGUUAUAUUAGCUAACAGAAGCUAAGUUAAUCAGUUAGCCGGUUGCGACAACAUUUGUACUAGCUAGUUAGGUUAGGUUAGCUAGCUAGAAUAUAUUUUGUUACGAAACGUAACUAACUAUCUUACAGCUCAACGCAGAUUACGAGUAUCAUCCGUGUCUGUAUCCAGCCCAGCAUUCACUAGUUAGUUAGCUAGCUAGCUUAGCUAAUUGCGUUUUUAUAAGUCGGCCGCUUUUACUGACUCGAGAUCUUUUUCUACAUUAGUUAGCUAGCCAGCUGACUGCGUUUGUUAGAGAGAGAACCGGUUCAGCCGAGUGCUUGUUAAUUAACUGUGGUGGUUUCAAGCCGAAGAAGAAAAGAUGUCAGGCCAAUCCAUCACUGAUCGGAUCGCGGCGGCUCAGCACAGCAUGACCGGAUCCGCGAUCAGCAAAGCCGUCUGCAAAGCCACAACGCACGAAGUCAGCGGACCCAAAAAGAAACAUCUCGACUACCUGAUCCACUGCACCAAUGAGAUGAACGUGAACGUGCCCCAGCUGGCUGAUACUCUGUUUGAGCGGACAGCCAACAGCAGCUGGGUGGUGGUCUUCAAAGCCCUCAUUACCACGCACCACCUAAUGAUGUACGGCAAUGAGCGUUUCAUUCAGUACCUGGCCUCAAGAAAUACUCUCUUCAAUCUGAACAAUUUCCUUGAUAAAGGUGCACUGCAAGGCUAUGACAUGUCCACCUUUAUCAGGCGCUACAGCCGGUAUCUGAAUGAGAAGGCUCUGUCCUACAGGCUUGUUGCUGUGGACUUUACCAAGAUGAAGAGAGGUAUUGAUGGAGUGAUGCGCACCAUGAAUACAGAGAAGCUGAUCAAAACGCUACCCAUUAUUCAGAACCAGCUGGACGCACUGCUUGAUUUCCAGGCCAACCCUAAUGAGCUUACUAACGGUGUGAUCAAUGCUGCCUUCAUGCUGCUGUUCAAAGACUCCAUCCGUCUGUUUGCUGCCUAUAAUGAGGGGGUCAUCAACCUGCUGGAAAAAUAUUUCGAUAUGAAGAAGAACCAGUGCAAAGAUGCUUUGGACAUCUACAAGAAGUUCCUUUACAGGAUGACCAAGCUGUCGGAGUUUCUCAAAGUAGCAGAGCAAGUUGGGAUUGAUCAGGGUGACAUCCCAGAUCUCACUCAGACCACCAGAGGAUCUUGCCUUGCUCCCAGCAGCCUGCUGGAGGCUUUGGAGCAGCACUUGGCUUCUCUGGAGGGCAAGAAGACCAAGGAGUUCUCUGCAGACAGCAGAGCCACUACUCUCUCCAGUGCUGUGUCGUCACUCUCCAGCACCGGUAUGUCAUUCACUCGUGUGGAUGAGAAAGAGAAGCAGCAGGCUUUGGAGGAGGAGCAAGCCAGACUGCAGGCACUCAAGGAUCAGCGUCUAAAGGAGAUUGGCCUGCAGACUCCCUCUGCCUCCCCUGGUACUCAGUCUUCGAACAGUAUCAACCACAGCGUGGCAAUGGACCCCUUCUCCAACCACACCACCAUCGCCCCUGUUACCAACAGCAUGCCAAACCUCACCAGCGACCUGUUUGACCUCCAACCAGCCUUCAUCCCUGCCGUACAGAGUACUCCCUCCAUAUCCACAGCCACCAGUGCCUGGGGAGGUCUGGAGAGCAGCGCUCCACAGCCCACUGCUCACAUACCCACCAUGAAUGUAGAUUUUGAUGCUGUGUUUGGAGCGCAAAGUGCCAAUAACGAUGUGAAGCCAGCAGCUGGUUUUGAUACAUUAGGGGACUUGUUGAAACCCACUGUGCCAGCUCACAGUCAGGGUCCAGUGAUGCCCCCUCAUUCAGGAGGAAAGCUGCUGGCCAAUGACCUGGACUCGUCCCUGGCCAAUCUCGUUGGCAAUUUGCAGUUUGGAGGAUCCGCAGCCAAAAAGCCGGACAUGCAGUGGACACAGCCUGGGGAGAAGAAGCUGACUGGAGGCUCUAACUGGCAGUCCAAAACCAUGAGCAGCACGACUGCCUGGAGCCCAGCUCCCAUGCCGCCUGCUCCCAUGCCUGUGCCCCACGUGCAGAGUGGAAUGUUCUAUACUGGUUAUCAGGCCCCGGCUCCCAUGGCCUUCCCCAUGACCACACCUCAAGUGCCUGUGUAUGGGAUGGUCCCUCCUCAGAUGGGACAGAUGGGAGGGGUUCCAGUCAUGACCCCCCAGCCCAUGAUGUACAACCAGCCUGUUCUCAGACCCACCAACCCAUUCGCUCCAAUUCCUGGGGCUCAAAUGCAGUUCAUGUAAUAGCAUGUGCAGUGGAGUGCCAAACAGGAUGGCAAAAAACCCACUGAGUGAGCAAGUGAGAGGAGAGACGAGGAAAACCAACCACCACCAAAUUCAGGGAGCCAGAGGAGGAGAGAGGGAAGUGGACAGAGAAAAGCAAGAGAGAGAAAUGCAUAAGGGAGGAGUACGGGGGAAGCAAGGGUGUAUUUCUGUCAUGAAUGCUCACCUCAUCGUCUGAAAUUGCAUUCUCUUACACACACCCACACACACCACAACAGGGUGUUAACAUAGCCUGUUACUCAUGUUUCAUUGUUUCUCAUUUUUGUCUGUCUAAUGCCAAGGGAAGUUAUAAGUUUUGACAUGUUUUAUAUUUCACAUGAUAACUUUAUGGAUUCAGAGAGACUGUCUUUAGGUAAAUCAGUCAUUUCAGAAUCAGGUUCAGAGUCAUCUUGGCAGAAAAGACUAAAGUUAAGUUUUGUUUUUUUUACAUUCUUAAAGGGUCUGUGUCAUGGAAAACUAUAUUUUUGAGUAAAAAAAGUUUGAUGUCGUAUGUUAAUGUUUCAAAACAUACCUAAGCCAUACAAUCCAUGUAUGGAAAUGAAGCUGCAUAAACAGCCUGUUUUUGAAAAUGUUGUUUUUGUGAGGCCACACAAACUUUUGCAUUUACAUAUAGCCAUCUUUUCAGCCAGCAGCAGUUUAGCCCCACCCAUUCUGUGGUUUUGGUUGAAGUUAAAAGCAGUGUUGCAGCCCAGGGUAUGUAUGAAUGAGGCUUAAUACAGGGUAGCCAAUCAGAACAGAGGUCAUUUACAUAGAUCGAUAGCAAAAACUACCUGUUUGAGCUGUUCAAAACCGUCUAAUGAUAAUGAUGCGUAAAUCCACACACGUCAUGUGUUGAGUUCAGAUGGAAAAAGUUCCUUUUCAAAAUGUAGAAAAGGACACUUUUUAAAAAAUAAAUGUUCCCAAGUGGUUCUUGGCUUGGGUGUAUAGUUUUAGAAGAAUCUUCUAAAUGGUAUAGAACAUGUACAUUGUGUUGAGGUUGAACUUUAAAAAGGUUCUUCACAAUUCUCAUUUAUAAAAAUCUAGAUCUUUCAAGAGCCAUCCAUUGAAAGGUUCAUCAUGGCAUAGCUCAGAAUAACCCUUUUGACGCCUUUUAUUUUUAAGAUUGUAGUUACUAAGAUGCCUCUAAGCACUGCUUAUUUGGGUGUGGACUGAUUGGCAGGAUGCGCUCCCUGACCAACUUAGUAGGUGAAUUACAGACAUUACCUGUUACCUAUUGCAUAGCAUUCUCAAAUUAAUCAUACAUGGAGUUGUUUUGUUUUCACGUCCAAAACAAGGGAAAUUUAAACAUUUGUUAUCAGUAGCUGAGGUGUACAGCACCUACGAGCACUUUAAUUGUGUAUGAUUAGUUACAUCAAAUCACACUGAGCUGGUCUCUGCCCAUUUGAAAUGUGUGGUUAGUAAUCUACAGAUUUUUUUUUUUUUUUUUUUAUUAAAGUGAAAAGGUUACUGAUGACCUCACCUUUUGGUUAACCUAAACCCUAUAAACCACCUGUCUAUCCCAUUUUCUCAUGUGUUGUAGUAGGAGGAUGCUGUAUCAGAAAUGGUGGCAGUCACCUACUCUUCUGUGCAGACAAGACAAUGAGCUCUAUGCUUCUUCACUUUCUUCCUGACAUUUUAACAGCUUGUACAACGUCCUUGUAAACACACAUGCUGCUUGCUGUGAAGCGAAAACUAAACAUGUCUAUACUCCUCUGCCAUAGACUUCUCUGCUAACUAGCGCACCAUAUUUGCUACUCACCCUACUACAAAGAGUUUAGAGAGGUCAGAGCUGUUAAAUACUUUCUUCUUUUUUUGGUUGGUUUACUUUGUCUCCUAGUGAUGGAUUUGGAAGCCAUGCUUUUUUAAAAUGCUACAAUGGCUUGAAAUCUGCUUUAGUUUGAGUUGCCAAAAUAACAGAAGUUGUGAUUUCAAUUUCAUGUGAACAUAUGUCAUCUCUUCACACCCCCUUUUCAUGGCUCAUAGCCAUGUUAAAAUAUUCUUUCUGGAUGCCGAGGAAUGUGAAGUGUAGUUUGUACCAAUAUUAUUCCCAAAAUUGAGUGGCUAAAAUUUGAUACAGCAGUUUUUGAUAAGGAAAAUGUAUAUGCCAGGGUUUGUUUUCCUCUUGAGUAAGGCAGAUAUCCACUAAAUAUGAGCAUUGUCAUGGAACACGUUGGCAAAGAAUAUGUUUUUGUUCCAGUGCCCGUGUGGAACAGGUCUCUAACGUCCACAUGAAAGCAUGUCUUUGUUUUCCUUUUCUUCUCGCCUUCUUUCUUUGUCUCUUAUAAGCAUAAUGGCGUGCCAAUCAGGUGGCUGCUCUACUGUGUGCCAAUGUGGCCAGUCUCCAGCUUUUGCUCUUUACUGUAUCAGGCUGUGUGCUUCUGCCGUCUAGGUGAUGCUUUGAUGCCUCUUUAAUUAGCUCCUCUCACCCCUUUAUCAGUCUCCCUGGAGGAAAGAGAGAAAGAAGAGAAGGAGGCAGGGUGGCAACAGACCAUUCAGGCAUGGAUAGGGAAAUGUCAGACACGCACAUGCAUACAUUGUGUGUGGAACAAGAAAGAGCUUUAUGUACUGAGGUGUUUCCCCAACUGCUUCACCACUGUCCUGGUCCAUACUUGGAUCAUCAGAAGGUUGUAUGGUUGCAUAUGGUCCUUUUUGAAUAGUGAAUGUUUCAAACCACACAGUGGUUUUAUGAUACACUUUAUGAUGAGCAACUGCAGCAACCCGGACGAUUUCUAAAAUGUAGCAGAGGGAGAGGGAGCGUGACAGGCAUUCAGAUGAACAAACAGCACAGUGGUGGUUUAAGCAGCUCACCCUCCAUCCCUUCGGUGAUCUGUGGACUGUACAAGGCAACUCUGCACCUGCAGACAAUUGUAAUGCAGUAGGGAAGCAGCUAAACCCUUUAAACUCCAGGCGUUUUAUUCUGAAGCUUUUUAUCCGCUAACCACUUUGAAUUAUUCAAUAAUUAGACUACGAAAUAAACAGAAUUCUAGAUGUAUGGCUCUUAGACUUGUUAACAAUGUCAUGCUACAUACUUUUUUUCCCCAGUGGAUUUUCAGACUUGAUACAAUUGCCCAGUCACAAGUCCGAAAACUGUAGAGGGUAAAUAAUUACAAUAUUUUUAGUAAGCAUAGUAAACAAACUGAUAUGAGUUGUUCAUUUGGGAAAGGAUGUCUGUCCUGUCAAUUUCUGGUAUAAAGCCCAUACACUUAGGACACCCUUAGAAUUUAAGGGAUUAACGGAAUAUUCACUUUUUUUUUUCUCUCUUUGCGACGUCUGUAGCAUAGUCAAUUUCCACAGUAAUUUUAGGUUUCACAUUACUUAGAAAAGAACUGUUAUGUUAACUUGAAACCAAAAACAUUGUAAAGGAGGAGGAGACCUUUCUGUUGUUGAAAAAUGAAUGGAAAAGCCACAAGCGGAAAAGCAUUUAUAACAGCCAGAACUAUUAAUAAAUAAAUAAAUUUGAUUUGGAUUUAUAGGUCUUUCUUCGUUCAAAGACAUGGGAAUCUGAUCUUGUAUGACAGGAAACUACUUUGCCUAUGAAUUGCAGAAUGGACAGACUUAUAAGGACUUUGCUUGAAACACACUAGAAGACAAUGGGCAGGUGCUGAAGCAGCAGCUUGGGAAAAACCUUGUGUUUUCUUUAAGCUGAUGUCACCUUUUUUCUGUCACUAGCCACUCUUAGGCCACCCUGACGCUUGCGCACACUCACUUUGAGACUCCCUUUAACUGCAUCAUUCUAAUCUGUGAACCCCAGUACUUGUUUUAUGAGUAUGCUGAGGCAGCCUCACCCUGUAGAGUUUACAGCUCCCCCUCUGUUCUGACCUAUGCAGUCAUCUCUCCUGUGUAACACAGUGAAACAUGGCACUCAUUUUGUGUGCGAAUUACUUUGUGACUGCUCUGACUGAUGUGUCCCACUUGUGCUGCACCAUGAGGCAUCAUAAUGAAAGCGCACAGUAGUGUCCUGUGACGUCAUUAAUUAGUAUUUUGCAGUGAGGAAAGGUGUUGAUUUGCUGUCGGCAGACAUGUAAGAGAAAGAAUCAGCCUUGGUCUCUGUGCGUGUACGCUCAUGAACCUGGGUUUCCAUGGUGAUCUCUCGAGCCUCUGGGACACUCAUCCCUUUUUAAAGUCAAAGCGUGUUUUGGCACAGAGGUUGAAUAAGCACAGCUAUUUUGAAAGUCUUUUUUUUUUUUUUUUUUUUUUUUUUUUUUUUUAAAUGAGUUCUGUCAAUCUGGUUCCUUAUGGUGCUUUAGAUGUCCAAUUGUUGCUGUUUGCUCCUUUCUGCAUGGUUGUAGCUGUUCGGCCUGUGUCACGGAGGCUACCUUGUGUAUUCGGAGCUAGAUCUUUGAGAGAAGCUGUGAGAGAGGUUUACCUAUAUCCUAUGUUUAAGUGUGUGGUCUUGUGUUGUGCCCAGUAUCAUCAAAAGUGCAUGAUCUUCACUCAGUUCAAUGUCAUGAGAAUCUUUUCAUUAACAUGCCAAAGGUCAAGUGAUGAGGCCAAAACUAUGAAGAGAUAUUUAGUGUCUUUUACCUUACCAGCUUAAGUUGUGUUACUGGAGGUCAUCACAGUUAGAACUUGCCAUAUAAUUUAUGUUGUUACAAAGCAGUACCAAGCUUAACUUGGGUCUAUGGAUGUGCUAUUUAUUAUACUCUUGUUAUUGUAGCUCCCUCUUGUGGUAACCCACAACAGAAUCACCACGCGUGUAUUGGCUGUUUGGAUUACGCUCUGUCCUUUAGACAACUUUAGGAAGAUCUCAUCCAGCUUGAGGCAUGCAGAUCACAGUGACUCAAGCUCUUAAUCAUCAUUGACAUGCAUAAGCAUGACGGGUCUUAUACUGUUCAAACUGGGUGAGUUGACAUGAAUUCUCUCUCCCUCUCUUUGUCUCUCUCUUUCUUUCCAUCUUGUAUGUGACUUGACCAAGGCCUAUAGUGGCUGCUAGUGGUCCUCCAAACCUUCAGCUGGUCUGCACAGGUUGUGAAACCCAGCUUUUCAUUCUGAGUGCUAGGCUAGAAAGUCAAGAGCCAAAUGGAUCUGCUGCUGCUUCUUUUGCUCGCUCUCUCUGGUUCUAGAAAGCCUUCAAUGCAUCUGCUCCACAGCCAUCUGCAAGCAUCCUACAGUCAGCUGGACUUAAACUAGAAUUAUAAUGGAGGCUAUAAAACUCUUUAUCAUGCAUCAAGAUCUUUUAAGUAAAGUUCUAGAAUCCGUGGCCUGUGAAAUUAGCAGCUACAGGAGUUUUUAGAAUUCACAGCCUCUGGAAUUCUUGAUCAGAUGUGUUCUAGAAUUCUCAGUCAGAGGGCUUCUAAAAUUUUUGGUCAUGGAAGUUCUAGAGUUUUCAGCCUUUAGAAUUCUUGGCUACUUUGACUAGGAGGAUUUCAGACUCUAGCUCGGGACUAAAGGCUGAAGGCCGCUUUCAUGGGAAUAUACAGGGUCCUUCUCACCUCGGAGUCACCAGAGAGCCUUUAGGAAAAACCUUGUCGGUUAUAUGGUUGUCAUUUUUGUCUAAUGUUGUGCACGCUUUCUUUUUAACUUCUGUGGUUUUUCGACUUUUUUUAUUUCUGUCUCAUAUAUUCUGUAUAUACCCACACGCUGCAAUGUAUUUUUUAUUUUUUUUAUUUUUAACUUUUAAUUUUCUGAACAAGAGAGAUUUGCAUUUAUAUAUAGGUAUAUAUAUAUAGAUAUACAAUAGAAACACUGUUGUCUCUACGUGUUAUAAGCCCUGGGGUGGAAGGCUGCAGAUUUUACUAGUUUCAUCAUCAAUGCCAAAUGAGAAGAAUGGGAGAGAAUGGGAGAAAACAUCUUCCAAAUGUUUGUGGAGAACCCCUUUGUACAUUAUUUUUAUUUAUUUAUGCAAAAAUAUAUUGAUUUUUAAUAAGCAUGGAAAAUACAUAUUACAUAAAAUCAUGGGCUUUUGUUUUACUUCAUUCAUUCAGAAAUAAAAUCAUUUUCUUUUCUUAAGUUGUUUGUUUGUGUUUUCCUCAUUUGUCAUUUAAAACUGUCAGUGAAACACAUUCAUCCACCAAACUACAAAGAGGCACUUAAAUGGGUGGUCAUGGGAAAUGUAGUUCAGUGGAUAUAACCCCACCCCAAUAAAAGUUGCACUUAGAACCCCAGACUGUCUGCACUUAGCAUGGUAUUUUUGUGACUUCAGGAAUUUUAUAGAGUAAUCAGAGAUGGAGCUGGACAUUACUCAGUGCUGCCAUGUCGAAGUACAAUUCCUGUUCGCCCUUUACAGAAAAUAGUAAAUAGUUUUGCUAGAACAACAUAUCAGAAGUUCUCUGGUGUUCGAACCCUAUUGGAUGCUCUUAUAAGGCCAUGUCAGUUUGUAAUUCCAGAUUUGCAGUAUCUCUGAUUCCAGCCACAGUCUACUUUUUUACCCUGCCUCAGGUCAAGCCAGGCAAUAAAUAAUAGUUUCUGCUGGACACUUGGCUCUAGAAGCCAAGCUGUGAAUACAGACCUUAGUCCAUGUUAGAUGGCAAAUAAAUAAUACUUACUCAUAUGACCAUCUCAUAACAUCUUCAUUCAUAAGCUCCUCAUACCGCCACAUGUUUCAGGCUUUUCUGUAUUUCACCAUUUUUAACUCCCAUCUUAAAGUGUGGGAGAUGUUGCUGAAAAAGGUAGAAUGCUUGAUGUGGUGGGAGUUAUUACAUUGUUUCACCUAUUACUGAAGCCUGAGAGGCUCUCCUCUAAUGUUGCAUCUGAAACUGCCUUUCUGAGAUAAAUAGGGUAUAAAGCACUGGUUGAAACCAAUGGUCUGAUGAUCCUGGUUCAGUUUAAACUUAACCUUCUUUUCUAUGCCUGCAAUGAGAUGCUUGAUUCCGGACCAAGAGGUGUGAUGUGAUUCCAUUUUGAGUUUGUUGGUUCUGUUGAAGUUUUUGUUUGUGUGUUUUUGUUUUUUGUUUUUUUUCUUGCAUGUUUUUUUUUUUUUUUCUUUCUUUCUAUCUGACAUGCUUGAGGAAUCAAAGUUUCUGAGUUCCAUGUAUUGUUUGCAAAGAUCUAUUAAAUAUGGUGCUUUUUUGUUGAAUAAGCAAACUGUUGUUGUGGGUGUAAUGGGCUCUUCUGUGUAUUUUCCUGUUUUUACUGGUUUAUCAGUGGUUGGCUGUGCUAGUCUGAUAGGUUUUAAUUUUUUGUGCGUUUUUGCUCGAGUCGUUUCUUUUGUAUGUUCGGUUUUGAGUUGGUUAUGUUGUCCGUAUCUGUAAUGCAAGCUCUUACCAUGAACCAUGAAUGAAUGCCUUGUGAAUAUAUCGAUUUAUCGCUCGCGCUCACCAAUUUCUUAAUAAAGAAUGCAUUUUUAGCA